Kluyveromyces lactis is the source of this 1272-nucleotide messenger RNA. It is a transcript of the gene EBP2, whose product is annotated as Ebp2p. Lineage: Eukaryota; Fungi; Ascomycota; Saccharomycetes; Saccharomycetales; Saccharomycetaceae. The record is from RefSeq and is a predicted model, not a curated record. The transcript has a single exon. Gene Ontology annotation, cellular component: nucleolus; nuclear periphery; preribosome, large subunit precursor. Gene Ontology annotation, biological process: ribosomal large subunit biogenesis; rRNA processing. The coding region runs from base 1 to 1272 and encodes 423 amino acids.
AUGGUUAAAGGAUUCAAGUUGAAGGAGCUUCUGCACCGUCGUAAGGCUAUUGACCAAAGCGAACAGAAGGUAACAUCCAAAAAGACCAAACAACCAAGUCCAUCUAAUGCUCAGGACGAGGAGCCAGUGAUAGUCACCAAGGAUGACUUGAGAGCUGAUGAGGACGUUGAACCAGAAGUUGAAUCAGAAGAUGAAGAAGAGGGGGUAACCGGCGAGUACGAGAGCCACGCUUUGUCCAGAAAAGAGAAGAGAAAGUUGAAGAAGCUGUCCAAGAAGCAGCAAGCCGAGGAGCCUUCGAAGAAGGGAGAAGAAGAAGAGGAAGAAGAGCAGGAAGAAGAGCAGGAAGAAGAAGAAGAAGAAGAAUCUGAUAAUGAGAGUGACGAAGAAGAUCGUCUAGAUCUUGAGAAGUUGGCAAACAGUGACUCUGAUUCCGAUUCUGAUGAAGAAGAGGAAGAAGAAGAAGAAGAAGAAGAAGAAGAAGAAGAAGAAAAGGAAGAGGAAGAGGAAGAGGACGUUCCUCUAUCUGAUGUUGAAAUUGACGAAGAUGCCGAUGUCGUUCCAUACCAAAAAACUACCAUCAAUAACGUAAAAGCUAUGAAGGAUGCUCUAGAACGUAUUCAAAAACCAUGGGAAAAGCAUUCAUUCCAAGAACAUCAAUCCGUCACCUCUCAACUCAACACCGACGAAAAGAUCAAGGACAUCUACGAUGACACUGAAAGAGAAUUAGCAUUUUACAAACAGUCUUUGGAUGCUGUCACCAUCGCCCGUGAAAAGCUAAAGAAAUUGAAGGUCCCAUUCAAGAGACCUUUAGAUUAUUUCGCCGAAAUGGUUAAGAGUGAUGAACAUAUGGACAGACUAAAGGGUAAAUUGAUAAAGGAGGCAAGUGAAAAGAAGGCCCGUCAAGAAGCUAGAAGACAAAGAGACUUAAAGAAAUUCGGUAAACAAGUGCAAGUGGCUACUCUACAACAACGUCAAAAGGAUAAGAGAGAAACACUCGAUAAGAUUAAGGACUUGAAGAAGAAGAGAAAGCACAACGAAAUCGGCGGUGACGAUUUCGAUAUCGGUGUCGAAGACGCCGCCCAAUCGGAAAAGAAGCAUAAACCAAAUUUCAAGAGAGAAGCUAAGAAUUCCAAAUACGGUUCAGGUGGUUUGAAACGUUACAAGAGAAAGAACGAUGCCCAAUCCUCCGCUGAAAUGCCAGAAUUCUCCCAAAGAAAGAUGAAGGGUAAGGCACCACGUCCAGGCAAGUCCAAGCGUUCAAGAAGACACUGA